AUGCCCCCCAAGAGGGGACAACGGCUCAAGCUGGGCAUGCCCCGGUCAGCCGACAACCACACACAGCGCAAGUCGCUUCCAUCCAUGGUGGCGCCUGCCAGUAAUGAAACCAAUCACCAUCCCGCAAGUGCUACUCCAAAGCGCGGUAGGGCUCGCAAGUCCAUGCCGGGCCGGGUCCACGGAGUUGCCACCCCCGAGGAGAAGAAAGAUAGUCCUCGCAACCGCAAUGUAACCCCUCGUGGUCGCGGUCGUGGUCGCGGUGGACGCGGCCGUGGACGUGGACGUGGCCGCGGUUCUUCUCUUUCCACCCCAACGGCUUCGACUCGUCGCGAUGGCCGGCCCACCAGGACCCCUCGGAGCAAGGAGGGAUCCGAUGACUGGAAUCCGGCGACCAAAUCUUCGCCCGAUCACCCUUUCACGCACGACUAUGACGUGGAGUCUCCAUCUAGCGAUGAAAGCUCGCAAUUCUCGACACCUGAAGUGCCUUCGACACGUCGUCGAGGUUUUCAGUCGCGGCCAUCCCGCUUGUCCAACGUUUUCACUCCGACUGUGGAUACGCCCAGCACGAACCAAGGCAGCCGCCGGACUCGUCGCAGGACUACUCUUAACACUCCAAAGAACCAAAUGUCUGGCCAAGAAGCCCCUGACACCAUGGACACCACUCGGUGGACGUAUGAUGACUACAUGUCUGAAUUUGGGUUUGACGGAUCGAUGGAUCUUCCUGAACCCCCAGCAUCUCCGAGCGCUUCAUCGGGCAACACACGGGCUUCUGUGCGUGUUCGAAAGCCUACUCUCAGAGCCAUGGAAGCUUUGCAAUCCCAGAAGAAACCCCGGACCCAUCGUGGUCUCACACUAGCCGCCGAGGAAAAAGCUCCCCCCGAGGAGCCGCCUCGCCGUACGAUAUCCGGUCGGGUGACGAAGAACUCCGCCAAGACUGAGCACACACCUGCUGCGAAAGGUCCCAAGCGCGGUCGAGGUUUGAAGCCCAAGACGGCUCUCCGGCGCCUUGAGAUUGACACUGCUGUGGCCGGUAAGAAGAUGUAUGAAUUAGCCGUGUUUUCUCUUGGCACAGAAUAUCGUGAUCCCCAUAAUCCGAAGCAAUUCCUCGCCGAUAUACGGAAGGAGUUCGAGGAACUCCAGGCGAUGAAGGACAGCGGCGAAGAAGUGGAAGAAGCCGCCCCGAAACAAGAUGUCGUGAUGGCUGACACGGAUGUCAACAACAACAUCAACAUCAACAUCAACAUCAACAGCCAUGAGCGCACUGUUCUGGGCUUCUCCAAGAGAUCCUCUCCGGAAAUUGAGGCUGACGGAUGGGUCAAGACUGGUCGUGUCAACCCUAGCGGUGAAGAAUUCGUUAUUAUGCCUCGCGAUCAUAGCCCCUUCCGCUCGCCUCGUGACUAUGGUGACGAGAGACUGCCAGGCCGACUGCGGUCUCAGCCGAAGGACCAGUUUGAUACCGACGAGGUCUUUGGAUACCCUCCUCGCGUGGGCGAUCGCAACAAACCUGCAGACUUGGAUUCUACAUUCACACAGGAGAACAUUGCGGAGGAGACGUCCAAGAUGAAGACGCGUGGUUCAAAUCGCAAGGCCAAGCCACUUGAGUCCGUCGAGAACAACAAGAUCUCUUCCUCGCGAAAGCGUCGCCGCACUAAACCAGAGGAGAAGGAUGACCACGACGAACCUAAUCCUGCAUCUCCUUCCGCUACGAAUGGGGUCUCCGCACCAAAGCGAAAGAGACGUCGCCACACUGAGCCAGUUCCGACUGCAACGAAGGGAUCUCCCGCUUCCAAGGCUACCAAGGGAUCCGCGGCCAAGAGCGUUGCCAAUGGUACCAAGACAGCUCCGGCCACUCCUUCCGCCAGCGAGGGACCCGAAAAGCCCAAGAUCCAGCGUCUCCGUCUGACCCUGAAGCCCGCCAGCGACGGUCUCUCGUCGACGCCCACUAUGAAGGGUAAGAAGCGCGGCGCGGAAGCGAUCGCCGAUGGUGCUAAAGAGUCGGACACUUCGCCCAAGCGACAACGCGUCACCUUCAAGGCCCACCAGGCCGCCGCGCCCAAGGGCAACUCUCUUACCCCGGCCAAGACCAAGAAACAGGAUCCGGGCACUGAGAAGCUGGAGAAGCCCAAGGCAACGACUCCCAAGGCGACGACUCCCAAGGCGACGACUCCCAGGGCGACGACUUCCAAGCCGGGACCCAAGCCGGGCCCCAAGCCGGGCCCCAAGGGCGCCUCCAAGGGAGGGCCUCCUGGUGCGACGCCUGCGCGACGUGGUGGCCGCCAGGCCAAAUGA
This is a messenger RNA of Penicillium riverlandense, 2289 nucleotides long. Its product is annotated as putative GPI-anchored cell surface glycoprotein. The coding region runs from base 1 to 2289 and encodes 762 amino acids. The transcript has a single exon. NCBI's taxonomy places the organism in Eukaryota, Fungi, Ascomycota, Eurotiomycetes, Eurotiales, Aspergillaceae. The record is from RefSeq and is a predicted model, not a curated record.